CCUAAUUCUAAUCCAUAAUAUUAACACCUCCAAGUCCCUCUCCACUCCAACACCCACAGGCCACCACCAUCAUCGUUAACCACUCCGGUCAUCAUCGGUCCAUCAUUGUUCACCAACCACCACUGUUGUUUCUUGAUAGAAAACCCGAAGACAUAAGGAAAAAAAAAAAAGGGUGUCGUUUCCAGGCAUCAAAGAAGUGAAAGCAGAAGAAAACGCCUAGGCAGCAGCCAUAACAAUUAACGACAGCAAUGGAGGAGGCAAGUGAAGAAAAGAAAGGAGGCGGCGGCGGAAACAAAGAAGGGACCGAUUUGCUGGGACCUCCAACCUUCUCGGAACUCCCAAACGGCAGGCUCAAGUGCGUUGAAACAGGCCACGAGAUGAUCGUCAAAGACAAGGAUUCCUAUGCUCACAGUAAACGUUGUCGUUUAGGCCUUAUCGACUUUGCUUUGUCUCACUCUAAGCCCCCUCUCAACAUGUUCAAACAAGACCCUCUUUCCCGUUCGAAGUUGAUUUGUAAACUAACUGGUGAUACCGUCAAUAAGUCUGAGGAACAUAUUUGGAAGCAUAUCAAUGGGAAACGGUUUCUCAAUAAAUUAGAGCAAAAGGAAAUGGAGAAGGAGUUGAAUGAUGAAACCAUGUGCGAGGAAGGUGAGAAGAAGCCAAAGAAAGUAAAAAAUAAGAAGAAGAAGAAGAAGGAAAAGGAAAAGUUAGUUGAAGAAAUUAUCUCCGAAGUUAGAGAUUCAGCUGAAAAUGAAAGUGAGUCUGAAGAACUUGAGUUCUGGAUUCCCCCGGUUGGAGACCGUUGGGACUUUGAUGACGGAGGGGAUCGAUGGGGUUCUGGUUCAGAGUCAGAUGAAAGUGAUGAUGAAAACGAACCAGAGGCUGUGGUUGAAGAACGCAAAAAGGAGUCCGAAGAGCUUUCUACAAGAGCAAAGAGAAUGACAAUAGAAAUCGGACCGAGCAGCUUUGCAUCAAGGAAGAAGAAGAGUCGGAAAAACACAAGCAGCUAAGUUGCCCUUAUGGCUUGUGAAGGCGAGUAUUUUUGGCAUGUAAUUCAGCUACAAAUUUUUCAGUUUUUUGUUUGGCAAAAUAGAAAGGCAAAUUCCCAAAGCCCUUUGGAUUAAAUGGUUUUAAUUGUAGUAAAUUUGACUUGCUCUUUUGAUUUACCUUAAUCUACUUUUGCUAGUUUGUGGA
Gossypium raimondii (Peruvian cotton) is the source of this 1194-nucleotide messenger RNA. RefSeq lists its product as uncharacterized. Bases 249 to 1010 code for a protein of 253 amino acids. The record is from RefSeq and is a predicted model, not a curated record. The transcript is spliced from 6 exons. NCBI's taxonomy places the organism in Eukaryota, Viridiplantae, Streptophyta, Magnoliopsida, Malvales, Malvaceae.